GAUGAUUCUUGCUGCUCUCGUCGUUGCUUCUCCACCUAUCGUCUAGAUUUCGUCUCGAUUUCCUGAACCCAAGAUUCCCAACGGCCGUGAAACACCAUCUCGACCUCAAGGGCAGUCAUCCCUUUCCAGGAAUGCGUCGGUGAAGCUCGACCCGUGCUUCAACUGAGACUUCUUGGAGCUCCAAGAAAGGAAAAUGUCACUUUCCCUGUCGUCCAGUGCGUUCAGUAUUCAACCCACGAGGUAUGAAGCCCUGAGAGCGCGUUUCUCUUCUCAAUUCAUCAGCCCGAUUCAGGUGAGCUCGAGCACGCACGCCCGUUCGGUCUCGCGUGUGAACUCGCCUUCCUUCUUCAAGUUCAGCCGAGAAAGACUCGACCCAGUUGCUGCUUCGGCAGCAUCAGCGGCUGAAACAGCGACGGCACCCUCUUCUUUUAGGGACAAAGCCCCCAAGGAUAUUAACGUUUUGGUGGUGGGGUCAACUGGGUAUAUUGGGAAAUUCGUGGUGAGAGAGUUGGUGAAGAGAGGGUUCAAUGUCAUAGCCGUUGCUAGGGAGAGAAGUGGGAUCAGGGGUAGGAACAGUAAGGAAGAGACGCUGAACGAGUUGAGAGGGGCUAAUGUGUGCUUUUCGGAUGUGACGGACUUGGAGACCUUGGAGAAGUCUGUGGAGGGGUUGGGAUGCGGUAUUGAUGUCGUGGUAUCUUGCCUCGCUAGCCGGAAUGGCGGAGUGAAGGAUUCUUGGAAGAUUGAUUAUGAGGCCACGAGAAAUAGCCUUCUUGCUGGCAGGAAAUUUGGGGCUGCGCAUUUCGUGUUGCUUUCUGCUAUUUGCGUGCAAAAGCCCCUUCUUGAGUUUCAGCGGGCGAAGCUGAAGUUUGAGGCUGAAUUGAUGAAAGCAGCCGAAGAGGACGGUAAGUUCUCAUAUAGCAUUGUGAGACCUACAGCAUUUUUCAAGAGCUUGGGGGGUCAGGUUGAGUUGGUGAAGGAUGGGAAGCCUUAUGUCAUGUUUGGAGAUGGAAAGUUGUGCGCUUGUAAGCCAAUGAGCGAGCCAGAUUUAGCUUCUUUCAUUGCGGACUGUGUGUUGAGUGAAGAAAAGGUAAACCGGGUUUUGCCAAUUGGUGGGCCAGGGAAGGCUUUGACGCCUCUUGAGCAAGGGGAGAUUUUGUUUAGACUUUUGGGGAAGGAGCCCAAGUUCUUGAAAGUGCCGAUCGAGAUUAUGGACUUUGCGAUUGGUGUCCUGGAUUUCUUGGUUAAGAUUUUUCCAGGAUUGGAAGAUGCAGCCGAGUUUGGGAAGAUUGGACGGUACUAUGCUGCGGAGAGUAUGUUGAUUCUGGAUCCCGAGACAGGGGAGUACAGUUCUGAUAAAACGCCUAGCUAUGGGAAGGACACAUUGGAAGAGUUCUUUGAGAAGGUUCUACGGGAAGGAAUGGCAGGUCAAGAAUUGGGGGAACAGACAAUUUUUUGAACGAUUGGUGCUGUGAAGGAAAUGGGUUCAAUUACCAAUAAUUGGGUUAGGCAGCUUCAGUUUUGUAACAUUAUCUCACCUAAGUUGCGGAUCCUUACCCGGAAACUGAUCAAGCACCUGUAUAAUCUUAGACACUUCUAGGCAACCCAAAAUCUUUGCAGAAAGUCUCUCAGUGAGCAUCAAGGUACUUGUGGAAGUCUGAUACACAUCUUGAUGCUGCUAGCUAAAAACUUGGUGUUCUUGCUACAUGUCAUAUAUUGAAUUUAGGCCUGAAUGAAAGAAUUUUCAACA
Molecule: messenger RNA, 1747 nt
Organism: Eucalyptus grandis
Lineage: Eukaryota; Viridiplantae; Streptophyta; Magnoliopsida; Myrtales; Myrtaceae
Product: divinyl chlorophyllide a 8-vinyl-reductase, chloroplastic
Exons: 2
Coding region: 194-1456 (420 amino acids)
Molecular function (GO): oxidoreductase activity
Source: RefSeq, a predicted model, not a curated record